GCUCUGUGAGUGAGUGAGUGUGUCUGUGUGUCCAUGGGCCAACGAGCCCAUCCGAAGUGAAGAUUGAGGAGCGAGAGAAAGGGGGACCCCCAAGUUAGACACGCCCAGUCCGUCCGCCCGGCCCCUUGGUACGCCCCCACACGCCCCCACACGCCCCCACACGCCCAUGACACAUUGGGGUUGAGUGCUCUUCCGCCAUCCGAUGGAGGUGGAGAGCGCCUUGGUUCCCGGCCUGAAUGGGGCCCAGGCCGCCACCGGCGGGUUGUCGGGCACCAGCCUGGCCCGCGCUCAGAGCAUGACGGUGGACCUGGCUUUGGCCAACGAGAUCUUUGACCGUUUUUGCAACGCCACUACGCUCAAAUUCAAGUGCUACCGAUACCUCUGCGAGGUCCUCAGGGUCAAACCCGGCCCCCUGCCUUAUUUCUAUCCACGCUUAAAGUCCAAGCUCAAGUCGUGGAAAGCGCUCGCGCUUUGGACCAAGUUUGACAAGCGGACGUCGCACAAGGUGUACAAGGGCGGCAAAGCCUGCGCCGGUCAGCGCGUGCUGGUCAUCGGCGCUGGCCCGUGUGGCUUGCGCACCGCCAUCGAAGCCCAACUCUUGGGCGCCAAAGUGGUGGUCCUGGAAAAACGGGAUCGAUUCUCCAGGAAUAAUGUGCUCCAUCUCUGGCCCUACAAUAUUGUGGAUUUGCGGGGUUUGGGCGCCAAGAAGUUUUAUGGAAAGUUCUGCGCCGGAUCCAUUGACCAUAUCAGUAUCCGACAGUUGCAGUGCAUCCUCUUGAAGGCCUGUCUCUUACUCGGUGUGGAAGUGUACGAGAGUGUCGGGUUUGAAGGCCUAGUGGAACCCACGGACAGCGAGACCGGGUGGAAGGCCCGAGUGUCGCCCGAAGACCACCCGCUCCGACAUUACGAGUUCGACCUGUUGAUUGGGGCGGAUGGGAAACGAAAUACGCUCACCGGUUUCAAGCGUAAAGAAUUUCGCGGCAAAUUGGCCAUUGCCAUCACAGUGAACUUUAUCAACAAACGCACCGAAGCCGAGAGUCAGGUGGAAGAAAUUAGCGGUGUGGCAUUCAUAUUCAAUCAAAAGUUCUUCAAUGACCUCAACGAGGCCAAGGGGAUCAGUUUGGAGAAUAUCGUUUACUACAAGGAUGAGACGCAUUACUUCGUGAUGACGGCCAAGAAGCACAGUCUCCUCGAAAAGGGAGUCCUCAUCACCAACGAGGCCGACACGGCCAAGCUGUUGGCUUCCGACAAUAUCAAUCAGGAUGCUUUAUUCGAAUACGCCCGUGAGGCCGCGGACUUUGCCACCAACUAUCAUUUGCCUCAUUUGGACUUUGCCGUGAAUCAUUAUGGCAAGCCUGACGUGGCUAUGUUCGAUUUCACCUCCAUGUUCCAGGCCGAUAACUCUUGCCGUGUGACGGAGCGACACGGACAUCGUCUCCUGACGUGCCUAGUAGGAGAUAGCCUUCUCGAGCCUUUCUGGCCUUUGGGAACCGGCUGUGCCAGAGGCUUUUUUGGAGGGCUCGACGCUUGUUGGCUCAUGAAAUGCCUUUCCUCGGGUAAACAAGGAUUGUUGGAGGCCGUAGCUGAGCGGGAGUCCAUUUACCGGAUACUAGCCCAAACCACCCCCGAGAACACGUGCAAGGAUUUCUCGUCCUAUACCGUGGACCCGACCACUCGAUACCCCAACCUCAAUCGGAAGUUGGUGCUGCCCAUGCAAGUGGUCGGUCUCGUUGAUACCGACCAACCUGCUCUGCUUGAGGAAGAACUAGAACAAUUGAAACGAUCCCCAUCGGGUAAACUUCUGGCCGAGGAACAGGGCGGAUCUUCCUCUGGCCGGAAGAAGCGCCGGAAAGAGAGCACGGCCAGUCCAGACACGCUCUUGGCCUGGUUCCAGAAGCAAUUGGAGUCCUACGACUGCAUCGCCAUCCACGAUAUGACCUUCAGCUUUCAGAAUGGCCUGGCUCUUUGUGCAAUCAUACACCGCUACCGACCCGAGUUGAUCGAGUUUCAGGCUCUUGAUCCGUCUCUGUGGGCGGAAAAUUGCCAAUUCGCUUUCGAUGUGCUCGACAACGACCUCGGGAUCCCGCCCAUCAUGACGGGGAAAGAGCUGGCGGGCUCCAAGAACCCGGAUAAGCUCACCAUGAUCUCGUACUUGUCGCAAGUGUACGAGGUGUUCAAAAGGGACAUCCCCGUGGUCAAGAGUUCGAAGUUGGACGCCUCGGAUGACGAUUUACUGGAUUCCCAGUACCGCUAUAAUCACCACCAAAAAGCUCCCAAGUCCGGCCGACCUUGGGAUAAGAACAAGAUCUCGAUCGGCGAGCUCGUGGCCAAUGAUGCGGAGGCGAAUUUGAACUUGCGGAAGAAGAAGCGCCGUUCUCGGGAGGAAGACCCGCAAUCUUUGCAAUCCUUCCCGGAAGAGUCUUCUCCGAAUAAGGAAAACAUCCAAGAGACCCAGAGAAUGAACCGCUCGGCCGAUAAGAAGCGGGUGUUAAAGCUCAAGGAGAAGGCCGAGGCUGGCCAUGAAGUCAAACAGCGAACCCGAGAUCAACAGCAACGAAAGUCCAUCAAGGAAGAGGAGCGCUACAAGAUCAUCGAGGAGCAAUUUGAGGGGGGAUCCGCUCGUCAUCGUCGAGCGCGAAACGACAAUGUGAGCAAGUAUCGGGAGAACAAGAAACCCAAGGACCUGAAGCGAUCCAUUGGACGAUUGGACAAGGACGACUGGCACAUCAAGAACAUCGAGGAAAAGAUGGAGAAGGAGAGGAAGCAGAAGACCAUCGACAAAGGCUCCAAGGACAAAGUUCCCCGUUGGUCCAAGGAAGCCUUCAUGGACAAAAGGAACAUCAUCAAGGGUAAAUUGGAGGCCUCGCCCGAUCUGUCCGAAGAGGUCAACGCCAAAUAUGCCGAGGUCGAUUCCUCCUUGGCCAACAUACAGAGGAGACUGGCCGAGGGCAAUAACCUCGAAAUCGGGGAACGCGGCUCGAAUCGAGUCUCCGCUAUCUGUGGCGAGUUAUUACACGACGAUUCCGGUGACAAGGAGUUCCAACCCGAGCAUCAUGUGGAAAAGAAGGAAUAUGUCCUGCCCAACCCCAAAGGCGGCGGUUCGGAAACGUGCCAUUUCUGCGGGAAGCGGGUUUACGUCGUGGAACGCAUGAGCACCGAGGGCAAGUUCUUCCAUCGGUCCUGCUUCAAAUGUGAUUACUGCAACGUCCUUUUGCGUCUGGGAUCCUACGUUUAUCAACGCGAAGGUCUUUUCGAAGGGAAAUUCUUUUGCUUGCCUCAUUCGACGGAGAAGAACUUGGAGAAGUUCCGUUACAAAAAGAAGACGGAUGAGCUCAAGGACCUGGAAAAUCGUCAGAAAGAACUCCAGCGAAAUCACCAAACCACUCAUGACUGGGACAAGAGCUCCUACCUCCGAUCCCUACCAGCCACUCACCGAGAUCGCCUCUUGAAUCAUGAUCGCCGUGGUUCAACCCCGGAAAGGGUCGAGUUUGAGGCCUCGGUGGACCAUAUCUCGGAGGAGGAAGUGCCAAGUAUCAUGGAUGAAGAUGAAUGGACCGAUCGGAACUGUCUGCAGCAUGAAUCGUCCAAGAUCAAGGACGGCGAGCCCGACGAUCCCGUGGAUACAUCCGAGGACUCGUUCUCCGACCUGAACUCCGACACUUCCGACGAGGAGGAUGACAUUAUGGGAAAAGGAAACCGAUCAACCAAGGUCAAGAAGAGUGGGGGUCCCGAGGAUCGACCUUUGACGGCGGAUGAAACGCGAUUGCUCCAGAAGGAAUGGAUCAAGAAAUGUGAUCUCUUGGAGAGUGGAACCAAAAACAAGAAACCCGAGGUCGACAGCAAUCAAUCUUCUAGGGCAUCGCGGACCUCGUCGGAAUCCGAGGACUCGAGUGAUGUUUCCUCCUCCGAUUUGGACGAGGAUGACAGCGAUUACGACGGAGAAUAUGAGUCCACCUCGGAAGACGAAUCCGGACCGGAAGAAAACGAGAGUUCUGACGGAAGUAAGGCGCUCAAGCUCCCUCCCAAACCGCCAAAACGACGAGAAUCUCGCCAACGAAUGCGCCGCCAUGGUGGAGCCGUGGUUGAAGAAUCCGAUACUAGCACUGAAGUGGGUUCCGAGGACUUGAGCUCGGACGACGACGACGAUGACGACGAGGAGACAGAUUCCGAAGACUUCGACCUUUCCAGUGGAACGGCCACUGAAUGUGAAUUCACCGAUUCCGAAGGCAAACCCAAUCCGUUCCAUAAGCAAUUGGAGCCCCCCAAAAUCGUGAUUCAACCCGGGUCCCCCUUGCUGAAGCAUUUGGACGGUCGGGUUCGGCCUUUGCUAGACAAGGGCAAAGAAACCGGUCCCAAGGCUUAUGAUCCGGCCAGUAUGAGCAUUGCCGCCCACUACCAAUACAAGACGCCCAAUUUGUCGGAUCGCUUCCGAUCCGACCAACAAAAAAGCACCAUCACCCAAGACUAUUCCACCCGCAGAGCUUUGAAUCUGAAGAAGAAUUGGGUCUCCGAGGCUCAAACCAGCGUAGCGACCAAAAAGAAGGUGGACUCGGCCGAAAUUGAUAAUCGGCUGAAAUCGCUCAUGGACCGUCUCUCUAGUCAACAGAAGCUUCUCAAACCGGCUGAGAAACCAUCCACGGAGAUGCAGCACUUCCUCACCUCCACCUCCAACCAAGUACCAAAGAGCAUGCUCAGCACAAUCAAGAGUCCAACGGCCAUUUCCCACAACGCUCCCAAUCCCGGGAAUAGUCGACCAUCCGCUGCCUAUGCCUCGCAUUAUCGCUCUGAGGUGGAACCCGUCCCCGUGCCCGUUAAGGACUUCAAAGAGGUGGAACAGAUCAUCGUCCCGGAACUCAAAGCACCCGUGGCAGCUCUCAAAACCGGGAAUGGCUCCACCUCAUCAUCCAAUGAGUCGUCCGGGUCUGGAUCCUCCCAUGAAUCGGCUCCCGAACCUCUUAUGGACCUUCCCAAUCACCUCACGAGGAAUGAAGAGAUCCAAAGUGUGUCGGUGGACUUGGGACCCGAGGAUACCGUGGAUCAUCUCCAAGUGCAAUUAGCCAACAACGACUCCGGAUCCUCUCGCGACGAAUUCGUGUCCUGCAAUGAGGAGGACAAGGACGGGGUUGAGGCCGCACACACAAAUCUGGCCGUGAUUGAUCAAUGCGAAUCAGUGAUCGAAGCCGUCAAUCUGAACGUAAGUCUGAAAAGCGAGUUCCAGACGGCGGAAAACAUUGACGAUCCCGACUCGUCGGAUCCAAAGCCCGAGGAGAUCACGAGUCCUGAUCUGGCCCACAUGAAGGCUGUAGCCACUUCCAGUCCCAUGGAUCACGACGACAUUGACUUCAUCGACGACGGGGACGUCCUCACGGAGCCCCUGACCUUCAAGACCGAAAAGCCUCCAAAGCUGAGCUUAUCCAUUCAAACGGAAGAAAUCAACAUUGACGAGCAGAGUUGUUCGCCUCCGAUCAUAUCCAAAUUUGCUAAAGAAGAGUCGGCCAGUCCGGUGAAGAAGGUCUUCUCUCCGAUUGCCAUUCUCUCCGAGGACGAUAACACAGGCAUUUACAAGGAGUCCAACCCACAACAGAGGAUGGCCAAAUACAACUCGGUCAUGCAGAAGGAGAACAGUGUGAUACAUGACAUGAUCCGGAGCCGAGUCCCGGGUCGAUCCGUCUCGGCAGCUCGACGGAAGCGAGUGGCCAUUCCGACCUCCUCCAUUCCUCCGCCGCCAGCUCAUGGACCAUCUUCGGGCAGUGAACGAGACGAAAAGAAGCCCGAAAAGAAGUUGGCCGUCAAGCCCGUACUUGUCGCGCCCAAGAGUCCAGCCAAAGGAGAGGAACCCAAAGUUGUGAUGGCUUCCAAGCCUGAGCCCACACUUCAAGGCCAGACCCCGAAAGAGAAGGAAGCUAAAGUGAUAUUAACCAAUCCCAUGGUGGUGCGAUCCCCUCCUGCUUACGCCAAAGUCAGCGAGGAUAAGCUCUUGAAGUCGUCGCCCGCCAAGGCCAAGGAGGAAGUAAUCGUGAAACUACCGGACACUCCGAUGACCAAUCCGGAAAAAUUCGGUAUCCCAUCCUAUCGACCCGAAGCUCGACCCGAAGCUCGACCCUCGAGAACCAGUACCAAAUUCGAUUCGCCCGUGAAACGAGGUGCGCUCAUGAUCAGCCCCAACAAACCGAAUGGGCACCCUCAACCCGAAUUGGCCAGCCCCACGCUGUCCUCUACCUCCAAUGACAUGGAGUACAUGGACGGUAUCGUGUCCACGGAUGAAUCGCCUUCCAAGAGUGGAAGCAGUAGUGGUGGAGGAGGAAGCAAUAGUGGGAACAACAAGAAGAACUUCAUGAAGACCAUAUCCGGGAUCUUUAGUCGGUCCGCUUCCCUCAGCUCCAUGUCUCGAACUGGACGAGGCGGAUCCAACAAUCAUAUUUCACCCCGAGUGCCUCCCAACAACACAUCCAACUCAAGCACUGCCAUUAACAAUAACACGAAAAACGAGCUCAAAGCUCAACCCCAUCAGAACUUCAAGUUUCCCAAAUUAGCGUUCCGCUCGAGCUCCACCAGCCGAGCUCUCAAUCACGCCGGUCGAACAGCCCGGCUCGUGUCGCCUAUGGAAUCACCGGGAGAAGCUCCACGUGCCGAUAUCUCUGAAUUGGGCAGCUUGGCCAGCCUCUCCAUAUCCACAUCCACGCCGAAACGUGAACCCGGAGCCUUGUUUCGAGCUACAUCCUGGACUAUGCAGACCUCGCACCCGUCCACCCCGCCUAUUCCUCUGUCUCGUAAGAUCACCUUGGGCGUCUCCAAUGCCGCUCAAAUGCAUCCCAACGGUUCGGAUGCGGAUAGCCUGAGUGAAAACGAAGAAAACGAGUCCCCGGAGAACAGCCUUGGCCCUUGCAAUCGCUUGCCGGAAACGUUCCAGGGCGGUGGUUCCCAUCAGCUUCCGCCUGAAAUCCUUGAGAAGAUCAUGAAGCGGGGCGGGAAAUCUGCCACGCGCAUAGCUCGAGUGGCCCAAUUGAAGAGGGUGCGCAAGGCACAAGAGAUCCAGCGCCAGCUUGAAGAACUGGAUGUCCAACACAAAGAUCUGGAGGAGCGUGGCAUCCGGGCCGAACAGACCCUUCGAGGCGAAAGCUUGGAUCAUCCCUUGGCCGACCAUCAGAAUGAGAGCGAUCUCAUGCAAAUCUGGUUCCAACUGUUGGCCGAGAAGAACCGAUUGGUCCGUGAGGAACAGGAGCUGUUGAUCCAAGCCAAACUCUUGGAACUCGACGACCGAUCUUCGUGCUUGGAAGUGGAGCUCAGGGAGCACAUCAUGUUGGACUCUAGGAGCCCUGAGAGCGUUCUGCGGGAAGGCGAGAUCUUGAAAGAGCUCCUCGAGAACUCUGAGAGACGCGAACAGCUGAUCGCUUUGCUGGAGAAGGACAAGCAGCGCUACCAGAAGGAGGAUAAGGACAUCGAGGCCCAGAUGUUGGCCAAGGGGCUGAGGAUCAACAAUCCAGCUGUCAGAAAACAAUUAGGGUAUUCAUAAGCGAUUGCAAUUCUCCUCCGUUCAAGUACGUCGUGUUCCAGUUGAAUCGUUGACUACCAGCACACAUACACACACAACAAGCAUUUUCAUUUCGAUGGAACCCUAUUCGAUCAUUUUGGGAGAGAAGAUCAGCAGCCUCUCCGUUCUGCUUCCUUCAAUUGUCCAUCAUUGUUUGCCAAUACUCAGAUAAUUAGGGUACGCCCUUCCAAUUGUUUUAGUCCACUACUCGCUAUGAAUUGAUGACAUAAAUAUAUUUCAUGAAAUUGGG
This is a messenger RNA of Tigriopus californicus, 7781 nucleotides long. RefSeq names its product F-actin-monooxygenase MICAL3-like. Lineage: Eukaryota; Metazoa; Arthropoda; Copepoda; Harpacticoida; Harpacticidae. The transcript has 9 exons. Bases 203 to 7513 code for a protein of 2436 amino acids. Gene Ontology annotation, molecular function: protein binding. The record is from RefSeq and is a predicted model, not a curated record.